Molecule: messenger RNA, 3068 nt
Organism: Pocillopora damicornis (cauliflower coral)
Lineage: Eukaryota; Metazoa; Cnidaria; Anthozoa; Scleractinia; Pocilloporidae
Product: neutral alpha-glucosidase AB
Biological process (GO): carbohydrate metabolic process; N-glycan processing
Molecular function (GO): alpha-glucosidase activity; carbohydrate binding
Source: RefSeq, a predicted model, not a curated record
AUUCAAUCUUGAGAUCGAGAAGAGCUGAGGUGAGAAUACUGUGGAGUUCAAUGGCUACUUUUUAUAUCUCAAGGAUUGUUUCACUCCUUCUGGUGUGGAUAAUUCCAGAAAUUAAUGCCGUGGAUAAGGGAAACUUUAAGAAGUGUGAGCAAAGUAGCUUUUGCAAGAAUAAUAGAGAAAUUCAACCAGGAGAGUCUCCAUAUUCAGUAGUCAAAGAUUCUCUAGUAUUUACAGAUUCCUCCCUUGAUGUUAAUAUACUAAAUAAGAAAUCAAAUGUAUUACUCGGUCUAAAGCUUCAAACAUUAGAGAAAAAUACAGUAAGAUUUAGAAUUAAUGAACGGAACCCAAUUAGACCAAGAUAUGAAGUCAAAGAUGUCUUGAUUCAAGAACCAAAGACUAUAAGUAACCAAAAACUCAAACAGGAUGAUGAGAGUGUCCACAUUGGAUUUAAUAACAACAGUGUUGUUUUAACAUUUGAGCCUUUCCGCCUGGAUUUUUUGGUUGAUAAUGAAGUGGCAGUAUCUGUUAAUUCAAGAGGGCUGAUGAAUUUUGAGCAUUAUAGAGAAAAACAGAAAAUUCCUGUCAAGGUUGAAGAUGAUGAUGGAGAAGGUCACCCACCUGGAGAAAAUGAGGAGGAAAAGUCAGAUGAGCACCCAGAAUCGAAAGAAAAUGCAGAGAAAAAAGAAGAAGAAGAAGAAAGAGUCGAAGAAGAAAACUGGGAAGAAAACUUUAAAGAGCAUCAUGAUUCUCGACCACGAGGUCCCUGUUCUGUUGGUUUGGACAUCUCAUUCCCUGGUGUUGAACAUGUGUAUGGAAUCCCAGAACAUGCAGACACCCUAGCUCUCAAGACAACAGUUGGUUCAGAGCCAUACCGUUUGUACAACUUAGAUGUGUUUGAGUAUGAGCUGGACUCCAGGAUGGCUCUUUAUGGCAGUAUUCCUGUCAUGAUUGCUCAUAGUGUUGCACGCACAGUUGGUGUGUUCUGGAUGAAUGCAGCUGAAACGUGGGUGGACAUCAGUUCAUCCAGUGCCAGAAAGUCCAUGUUAAACUCACUGAUGUCCUUUUUCAAGGGAAGUGAGGAGGUCCCUCAGGUGGACACCCACUGGAUUUCAGAGAGUGGCAUCAUUGAUGUGUUUGUCAUGUUGGGUCCAAAACCUCAUGACCUGUUCCAAGAGUAUGCUGCAUUCACUGGCACAACUGCCCUGCCACCACUGUUUGGAAUUGCUUAUCAUCAAAGUCGAUGGAAUUACAAUGAUGAAGAUGACGUCAAAAACGUUGAUAAGGGUUUUGACGAUCAUGAUAUUCCCUAUGAUGUUCUGUGGCUGGACAUUGAACAUACUGAUGGAAAGAAGUAUAUGACUUGGGACAAGAAUAAAUUCCCAACGCCUGACCAGAUGCAGAAAAACUUGGCGUCAAAAGGUCGAAAGAUGGUUACUAUCAUUGAUCCCCACAUCAAACGCGAGGGUGGAUAUCACAUUCAUGAGGAAGCGACAAGACUGGGUUAUUAUGUGAAGAACAAAGAUGGCGGAGAAUACGAGAACUGGUGUUGGCCAGGAACUUCAUCGUGGAUCGAUUUCCUCAGUCCGGAAAUUCGCAAGUGGUGGGGCAGUAAAUUUGCUCUGAGCGAGUAUCAGGGCUCCACAGAAACUCUUUUUACCUGGAAUGACAUGAAUGAGCCCUCGGUUUUCCAUGGACCGGAAAUAACCAUGCAUAAAGACGCGCUUCACUUCGGAGACUGGGAACACCGCGAUGUGCACAACAUCUACGGCUUCUAUCAGCACAUGGCAACAGUGCAAGGACAGAUAGACCGUUCAGGGGGAAGGGAAAGACCGUUUGUCCUGUCGCGAGCUUUUUUUGCAGGAACCCAAAGAAACGGUCCCAUUUGGACGGGAGACAACACGGCGGACUGGGGCCACCUAAAGGCAUCUCUUCCCAUGAUCCUCACCCUAAACUUGGUUGGGCUGCCGUUUUCCGGAGCUGAUGUCGGUGGCUUCUUUAAAAAUCCUGACCCAGAGCUGUUACUCAGGUGGUAUCAGGCGGCUGCCUUCCUGCCAUUCUUCCGCGCACACGCUCACUUGGACACCAAACGCCGGGAGCCUUGGCUUUACGAUGAGCAGUAUAAGAAUCUGAUCAGAGAUGCCAUCCGUGUGAGGUACUCACUGCUGCCGUAUUGGUACACCUUGUUCUACCACGCCUCUGAGACCGGCACGCCCAUAGUCAGGAAAAGAUCUUCUUGUUAAACCAGUCACGACCCAAGGACAGAACUCGAUAGAUGUUUACCUUCCAGGAAAAGGAGAGUACUGGUACGACUUGCAUGAUUUCAAGAUUUACCGAGGGGAGAGUACGAUCUACGUGUCUACACCACUCGAGAAGAUCCCAGUGUUCCAGCGUGGAGGAAGCAUCAUCGCGACCAAGCAACGAAUUCGCCGAUGUAGUGCACUCAUGCACAAGGAUCCAUAUACGUUAACCAUGGCCUUAAAUCCCAGUGCUGAAGCAGAGGGAGAUCUUUACGUGGACGAUGGACACACCUUUGACUACAAGAAUGGCGCCUACAUUUACAUGAAGUUUUCAUUCCGUGGCGGACGAAUGGUGGCGAAGAAUGCAUCCAAACCCAUUCCUCUUCAGCCUCAGACUGAAGAAUCAGGGAUUUUAUCGUCAAUGUGGAACUUCCUGCGGGAGACGCCGAACACUCAGUACACUACCGCUGCUUGGAUAGAACGCAUUGUCAUUCUUGGAAUAAGUAACGCUCCUAAAGGAAUCUUCCUUACUUCUGAUGGUGGAGAGACUAGACACCUCCAGUUCACACAUGAUCCCUCGACUCACACGAUGACGAUCAAGAAGCCUGGGGUUAAUAUAGCUAAAGAGUGGACAAUAACUAUGCACGCUUAAAUUAGAUUUUCAGUAAAUUAUCAACUUUUUUUACACUUUUUGGGGAAAUUGUUUUCACAAUGGUGAACAAGACGAAUUCCUCUCGUCUUUAAUUAGGCACGGCGACACUGCCACUGGGAGAGAGAACUUUUGUAACAACUUACUGUAAGGAAGGAAUUAAAGUGAUUUGUACAAACAAA